Molecule: messenger RNA, 1344 nt
Organism: Papaver somniferum (opium poppy)
Lineage: Eukaryota; Viridiplantae; Streptophyta; Magnoliopsida; Ranunculales; Papaveraceae
Product: probable cytokinin riboside 5'-monophosphate phosphoribohydrolase LOGL5
Exons: 4
Coding region: 215-1093 (292 amino acids)
Source: RefSeq, a predicted model, not a curated record
GUUAGAGAAUCAAAUUCAUUCGUCUUUAAUAAAGAAAUUCGAUUCCUCUCUCAGAAUAGAAUACAUUAAAAUUUAAAAGCGCAUAGGUUGAUUUCAGAAACCCAAUCUCUGGUGAACUCCAGAGUUUUGAGAGUUCAUCAUUUAAGAAAAUUGAGUGAUUUUAUCAAGAAACUCAAUCUCUGGUGAACUUAAUUUUGUUGGGGUAGUGAAAAAUAUGGGUUUCUCACUGGUGAAUUUCAUGGGUUCUCAGCUUAUGCAAAAGGAAGGGCAUCAGAAAUUUUUGAAGUUUGAUUUUAUUAUCAAUAAAAGGAGGGACCUGAGUUCAAGUUUGAAGCUUCCAAAGAGUAGAAUUCAGUCAGGUAGAAUCCUUAUGUGCAAGGGUGAAGCAAUGGAGUUUGAAAAGAGAACAAGCCCUAAUGAGGUGAAAAAGGAGUUAGAGAAAUGCUAUGAACUCAUAGAAAGGCUAGGAAGAGGUGUCUUAUACCUGGGAUCCUCAAGAAUGGGACCAGAUCAUCCACAUUUCCUGCAAACACAGGAGUUAGGGAGAGAGGUUGCAAUGCUUUUGAAUUGCACUUCAUGGAGUGGAGUUGGUCCAGGUCUCAUGGAUGCUGCAACUAGAGGUGCUCUGCAAGCAGGGAAGCCAGUUGGUGGGUUUAAGAUUGCUAGGGAAGCUGGUGAAUGGACGGCGUCAAAUUUCCAUCCUUACCUCGCUACUGGAACAUAUCUCACCUGCAGGUUCUUUUCUGCCCGAAAACAUGGUCUUGUGGAUGCUGCUGUGAGACGCAAUGCUUCAGAACGGACAGCCGUGAUUGCUCUGCCUGGUGGUAUUGGAACACUUGAUGAAAUAUUCGAGAUUCUAGCAUUGAUUCAGCUGCAGAGGAUUGGAUCAGCGCUUCCCGUCCCGUUCAUCUUGAUGAACUAUGACUCGUUCUAUUCAAAGCUAUUUGAAUUCCUUGAUGAAUGUGAGGUUUCAGGUGCAGUCUCAAAAGGAGAAGUAGCAUCAUUGUGGAAGAUCUGCAGUGGAAACUCUGAAGCUUUGAAGUACUUGGCUGAAUUUUAUGAUCUUCCGCAGCCGAGUUGCAGUGAAGGAUGAAGCUGAAAUAGCACGGUUCCUUGAUAGAGAUUAGAAAUAAGCUAAUGAAACUAGUUUCUCAUACAACAUCCUUCUAACCGCGGGAAUCCUAACACCAAUAGAGUAUACAAACUCGUGCAACAGGUUAUAAUGACAAGAAUGGUGGGAACCCUAUUUUUUUUAACAUUGAGGUUAUGAUACACAGCAGAUAUUGGAACACCAAACCAAGUUUUACUGUAACUCAUUUAUAAUGUAGAAUCAGUUUCAUUAAA